Messenger RNA from Zonotrichia leucophrys gambelii, 3537 nucleotides. It is a transcript of the gene MIS18BP1, whose product is annotated as MIS18 binding protein 1. Lineage: Eukaryota; Metazoa; Chordata; Aves; Passeriformes; Passerellidae. The transcript has 16 exons. The coding region runs from base 138 to 3140 and encodes 1000 amino acids. Gene Ontology annotation, cellular component: chromosome, centromeric region. The record is from RefSeq and is a predicted model, not a curated record.
CCGAGUGCCGGCCCGGCCCCGGCCCCGAGUGCCGGCCUGGCCCCGAGUGCCGGCCCGGCCGCGGCCCCGAGCGGCCCCCGAAGCGCCGCGCUCCGGAGCCGCCCGGGCAGGAGUCGCCGGCCAAGAUCUUCCAGCGGAUGAAGGCGCGGGCGGAGCAGCGGCGCAGGAUCGCCCGCGAUGUGAUCCUGAGCCCCGCGGCCCCGCAGCACUGGCCCGACACGGCCCGGGGGGCGGGCAGCGCUCAGCCGGGACCAGAGCCAGUUUUGCCUCAGACUCCCAGGAUGGAGCCCCUGGAAGUGCCCCCAGCAGAGCCUCCCGUGCUGGAAACCCCCCAGAAGUUCUUCCUGCGGGUCAAGUGGCAGCAGCAGCAGCACCAAGCUACACCACCUUCAACCCAAAGGCAGCAGAAUGUUCCUCCUUGCAGAGGUGCAGAGGAUGCCUCAGUGCAGGCAGGGAAUGGGCCUGCAGGGGAGCUGGACUCUGAUAAGGAUGAUGUGGAUGUUUUCCUGGUGGAAUCUGUCGAGGUGGAUGCUGAUGGAGAAAUGCCUCAAAGGACAGUGGCUUCUCCUCUGCAAGUGAAAUCCCCGCCUUGGGAAAAUGGGGAUCAGGCAAAAGGAAGGUGGAGAAAUGCAGAAGCAAAAUGUACAGAGCUUCAUGAGGACAGGAGAGAGCUGCAGCCCAGCAGAAAACCAGCUGCUCCAGCAGUGGAAAAGGCACCAGAGACCAAUCCUGCAAACCCCUCGCAGCCCGUCUGUAGCAUCUUGCUCUCCUCUCCAGUCCACAUUCCAAGGAAGCAGAAGUGGGCAGAAGACCCCAAGGUCCCUUUGGAUAAAGCUCCUGCUGACCAACCUGCUGGCAAAGCACACAAAGAGAAAAACAUCUGCCUGAGCAGCUGGAGGAUUAAAGUGCUGGCUGGAAACACGGCAAUCUGUGUGGAAGGGAAAAGGAAGGACAUGAGGCAGCAGCUGUGGCACAGCAGCGCCGUCACGGAGCGCGUCACUCACAACCAGGUGCAGACCUGCUCGGGAGCCGUGUACCUGCUGCAGGGCAGGAUUGACUCUGCUGCCAUGAGGAGGGAAGGGUUCCAUUACCGCUUCAUCAAGAAAUUCACGUUUGGCUUCUCCAGAAGGUGGAAGGAGUACGUGGAGGAGUUGCUGGAGGAAAGGAGGAGGAAAGAACAAGCUCAAGAGAGUGGUGGGGAGGAGAAUGAGGAGAAUGAGGAGAAUGACUCUGUGGAGGGAACUGAUGUGUUGGAACCUGCAGGAGGCUCAGUGAGCAAAGCCAGGAAACCUGCACUGAGGAACGCCACCUAUGAGGUAUCACCAGAGAACCAUGAGAACAUCUUGGUGACACCAAGUCCCAGCUCCAGGAAUGGCUCCAGCACGGUGUACACCCGCAGCGGGCGCCUCGUCAAACCCCCCCUGAGCUACUGGUGUGGCCAGAGGGAGUUUGUGGAUCAGGGGCUCAAUGUCACCAUACAAAAUGGAUGGGUGGAUUAUCUGAACCUGAUCCCUAGUAGUGAAAAACCCAAAAGAAAGACCAGGUUCAUCUCCAAGAAUAAACAAAAGGAAGACAUGAAGACAACAAAGGAAAUGCCAAAAAGCCAAAGUAAAGGGAAAAGCAGCGAGAGAGGAGGAGCCGCUCCCCGAGGGGAGCCCAGGCCUGGCAGCAGCAGGAAGGGCAGGCAGGUCCCGUCGGAUGAGGAGGAGAAUGAUCCUGGAAUGAGGGGCACAGAACCCAAACCAGCCCAGCUCCCUGCCAGGGGCGCUUCCUCAAAGGCCAAGGAGCUGAACAAGCACGGCAGCAGAGCCCCGGGGGCAGCAGGGAGAGCAGCAGCAUCUGCAGGGCUGAGCAUGUACGAGCAGGGCUACAGGAACUCCCUCAGGUCAGCCAAGGACAGGAUUCUCCUCACCCAGCAGCCCUCAGAGGAUGAGGAGGAGCAGUCCAGUGAGGACACCCCACUGCUGAUCAGGAGGAAGAAGAAGGCUAUAUUGAAACCAAAAGAGUCUCGAGAGCGGAAUCCUUGCUCUGGCUCCAGAGGUUCCAGGGAUGAUGCAAGCAAGGCCUGUGGCCAAAGGACAGCAAAGCCCUCCCGGCAUGUGCUGGUGAGGCUGAGUGGGCCCUGGUCCAGUGAGGAGUCUGAGCCCCCUUCUGAAGGGAGAGCAUCCUCUGAGUCCAGUGCUUCCCUCCUGCCUGCCCGGGCCACGAGGGCACGGGGCAGUGCCAGCCCUGCCAGGCACCGGCUCCGUUCCGACACCGAGCCCGAGGAGAUGCCCGGCGAGGGCACCAACGCCACAGCACCCCCUGUGAAAACAAACCAUGGAGGCCCCAACACUGCCAGGCCUGCAGCAGCAAAACCCAGAGACACGAGGGGGCAGAAACCUCUGGAACUCUUUGCAAGGCCAGGUGAUGACUGGUCUGAGAAGGAAUUACAGAAGCUUCACAAGGCCAUCGCGGCGUUCCCCAAGCACAGGAGCGGCUUCUGGCAGGAGGUGGCCAUGGCCGUGGGCUCCCGCUCGGCCCAGGAGUGCCAGGGCAAGUUCCUGGAGGAGCAGCAGGGCAGAGCCAACAAACAGCAGCCCAGGAAAACCACAGCGGGAAAAGCUGAGAGCAAAGAUCCUGCAGAUAAGAAGGAGCCAGUGAUCACUGCCAAGGUGGGCACCCUCAAACGGAAGCAGCAGAUGAGGGAGUUCCUGGAGCACCUGCCCAAGGACAACCACGACGACGUCUUCUGUGCAACUCCCUUCCAGAAGAGGAGGGUCCAGCUGCCAGCACUGCGAGGGAGCCACGACGGGGACGCCGAGGAUUUCACCCUCUCGGAGCUCCCGCUCAGCCCCUCCUCAGGCCUCUUUCCCCCUGUGAGAACCCCACAGUGUGAGCACAUCAGCCCGGGAAUGCUGGUCCCCAUCAACAGGAGUGACUACGACCGGCACGUGUUCCACCUGCAGAAGAACACCCGGGGCAGCAGAGGCACCUGGGACAAGGUCAAGAAGAAGCCGGCCCGAGCUGUGCACGAGACACCGGCGUCCCGCAGGACCCAGAGAGUGACCCCGGCCCCCGUGGUGGGGAAGCUCUUCACAGCUGAGCCGCCAAACUCGUCCUGCUCCAGUGAGGAGCAGGAUUCCUACUUUUCCAUGUGAUGGGCUCUGUGGAUGACUUGUUCAGCACCUCCUGCUUUUCUAUCUGGUGGACUCUGUGGAUGUUUUCUUCAGCACCUCCUGCUUUUCCAUCUGAUGGGCUUCACGGAUGUCUUGUUCAGCACCUGCUGUUCAGAGCACGGGGGUUCUGCUGCUGGAAUGAUUUCACUUUGGAAAAGCUGUCCUGCUAUGGUUUUAUGUGUUUUAACUCCAUUCCCACCCUGCUGCCAAUGUUUGGCUUUUCCAUGUGUGCAAAGUGGCAUUUCCUUGUCCAGGCUUCUCCUGGGAAGGAGAAAUGUACAUAGAUACCAAUGACUGCCAAGUUUUGAUUCUUUUUAAGCUAAAAUAUCUUCUGGGAUAGGUCUGUAUAAUAAAUUUAGCAGCACUCCAGAAGGAACUG